Aureobasidium uvarum is the source of this 942-nucleotide messenger RNA. The record is from the annotation of a GenBank genome assembly. Lineage: Eukaryota; Fungi; Ascomycota; Dothideomycetes; Dothideales; Saccotheciaceae.
AUGCCUAGCCAGGUGAUCACCUUGACCAGCACAACCUACCUCCAAGUGCCAAAAGUGGUCCCGUAUCGCAAGAACAGGUCAAGGUCACGGUCAAGAUCGUCUUCGCGGCCCAAGUCUCCGGAACCCGUGUCACCGCAGCCGAUCAAAGCUCGACCAUUGCUACGACCUGUCACGCCCCCAUCACCUCCACCUUUUCCUCCCAAGAUGUCUGAGAUUCGGACACAGUCACCACAGCACCAAAGUCUAGCUUACGACUUCAAGACUACGCCGACAAAUGGUUCUAGCACUCCCAGGAGUACCGGAAAUCCGAUAUACAACCUCGAUGUCUCGUCCCCCAGCAUCAACAUCUCGGAUAUAGAUGACCUGAACGGCGACUACUACACACUCUCCAAGACACCUUCGCCACCACCACAGCGACCUCUACGACAGAGACUAGUUGGCACAUGGCGCCUCGAAGCCUACGUCGCCUACCCGACUCCCUCAAGCCGCUUCCAACGCCCAACCUUCCCAAUGACCAAAAAUGUCACCGGCCUCAUCAUGUACACGCCGGACGGCUACAUGAGUGCACACAUGCUGAUCCCGGGCCAAAUGUCGUUCAAGCGCGGUGAGGGUGAAGAACCACAAUGGGCAGAAGCGGGCAAACGCUCAUUCUCGUAUGCGGGUCCAUACUACAUCACCGACGAAGGUAUGGGCAGAGAAGAAAUCUUGAGACACACAUUCCAGGUUUGCAAUCUACCGGGAUGGAUAGGCGACAUCCAGGUCAGAACGUGGAAGUUUGAGGAAGACGAUAACGUGUUGGUGCUCGGAAGCGAGGAGCCCACAGAAAUCAGGGGCGACCAAAGAAUCCCAGUCCUGAAAUGGCGAAGGGUUAUCGACAAUUCGAACGGCAGUCCGCCGGCGCCUAUGCCUCACAUUAAAGUCAGUGGGCCGGGCGAGCCAUGA